GGGCGCAGGCGCAGUGACUGUAUUUUCCCCGGGAGGCUCCUCUGACCACGUGGGUCGUGCCGUCCGGCGCGCGCCCGCGGAGGAACUGGAAUCUGUUCAUCGUGGGUGGCAGACUAGUAAAGGCCAUGGCACCGGCGGGAAUCCUGAACGGGAAGGUGGUCUCCGCGCAAAUAAGGGAGCGACUGAAGAGCCAGGUGACUCAGAUGAAGGAGCAAGUCCCCGGCUUCACGCCUGGCCUGGCCAUCCUGCAGGUUGGCGACAGAGAUGACUCCAAUCUUUAUAUAAAUGUGAAGCUGAAAGCUGCUGAGGAGAUUGGAAUCAAAGCCACUCACUUUAAAUUACCGAGAACAUCCACAGAGUCCGAGGUGUUAAAGCAUGUCAUCUCCUUGAACGAGGACUCCAGUGUACACGGAUUCAUAGUGCAGCUGCCUUUGGAUUCAGAGAAUUCCAUUAACACCGAAGCUGUCAUCAACGCCAUUGCGCCCGACAAGGACGUGGAUGGGUUGACUAGCAUCAGUGCUGGGAAACUUGCCAGAGGUGAUCUGAAUGACUGCUUCAUUCCGUGCACACCCAAAGGAUGCUUGGAACUCAUCAAAGAGACAGGGGUGCAGAUUGCCGGAAGACACGCCGUAGUGGUUGGGCGAAGUAAAAUAGUUGGUGCCCCCAUGCAUGACCUGCUCCUGUGGAACAAUGCCACAGUGACCACCUGCCACUCCAAGACUGCCAAUCUGGACAAAGAGGUAAAUAAAGGAGACAUUCUGGUGGUUGCAACAGGACAGCCUGAGAUGGUGAAAGGGGAAUGGAUCAAGCCCGGGGCUGUCGUCAUAGAUUGUGGGAUCAACUACGUUCCAGAUGAUACAAAGCCCAAUGGAAGGAAAGUUGUGGGUGAUGUGGCAUAUAACGAGGCCAAGGAGAGGGCGAGUUUUAUCACGCCUGUCCCAGGCGGCGUGGGGCCCAUGACCGUGGCAAUGCUGAUGCAGAGCACAGUAGAGAGCGCACAGCGUUUCUUGCAGAAAUUUAAGCCAGGAAAGUGGACAAUUCAGUAUAACAAGCUGAGUCUCAAGACACCUGUUCCGAGCGACAUUGAUAUAUCACGAUCUUGCAAGCCAAAGCCCAUCGGUAGCCUGGCCCGAGAAAUUGGGCUGCUCACAGAAGAGGUGGAGCUGUACGGGGACACAAAGGCCAAAGUCCUGCUCUCAGCCCUAGAGCGGCUAAAGCACCAGCCCGACGGGAAAUACGUGGUCGUGACUGGUAUAACACCAACACCCCUGGGAGAAGGGAAAAGUACAACCACAAUCGGACUGGUGCAAGCCCUCGGCGCCCACCUGAAUCAGAAUGUUUUUGCCUGUGUGCGACAGCCUUCUCAGGGACCCACCUUUGGAAUAAAAGGUGGCGCUGCAGGAGGUGGCUAUUCCCAGGUCAUUCCUAUGGAAGAGUUCAAUCUCCACCUCACUGGUGACAUCCACGCCAUCACUGCAGCUAAUAACCUCGUGGCUGCUGCCAUCGAUGCUCGGAUAUUUCAUGAGCUGACCCAGACAGACAAGGCUCUCUUUAACCGCUUGGUGCCUUCAGUAAAUGGAGUAAGAAAGUUCUCUGAUAUCCAGAUCCGAAGGUUACGGAGGUUAGGCAUUGAAAAGAGUGACCCUACGACACUGACGGAUGAUGAGAUAAACAGAUUUGCAAGACUGGAUAUUGAUCCAGAAACCAUAACGUGGCAGAGAGUGCUGGACACCAAUGAUAGAUUCCUGAGGAAGAUCACAAUUGGACAGGCUCCAACAGAGAAAGGCCACACACGCACGGCCCAGUUUGAUAUCUCUGUGGCCAGUGAAAUCAUGGCCGUCCUGGCCCUGACUAGUUCCCUGGAAGACAUGAGAGAGAGACUGGGCAAAAUGGUGGUGGCAUCCAGUAAGAAAGGCGAGCCCAUCAGUGCCGAGGAUCUGGGCGUGAGUGGAGCGCUGACGGUGCUGAUGAAGGACGCAAUCAAGCCCAACCUCAUGCAGACCUUGGAGGGCACACCAGUGUUCGUCCAUGCUGGGCCCUUUGCCAACAUCGCACAUGGGAACUCCUCCAUCAUUGCAGACCGGAUCGCGCUCAAGCUUGUUGGCCCUGAAGGCUUUGUCGUGACUGAAGCAGGAUUCGGAGCAGACAUAGGAAUGGAAAAGUUCUUCAACAUCAAGUGCCGCUAUUCUGGUCUCCAGCCACACGUGGUGGUUCUUGUUGCCACUGUCAGGGCUCUUAAGAUGCACGGGGGCGGCCCCACGGUCACUGCUGGACUGCCCCUUCCCAAGGCUUACACAGAAGAGGCCCUGGACCUGGUUGAAAAGGGCUUCAGUAACUUGAGGAAACAAAUAGAAAAUGCUAGGAUGUUUGGCGUGCCUGUGGUCGUGGCCAUGAACGCAUUCAAGACAGAUACAGAUGCUGAACUGGACCUCAUCUGCCGCCUCUCCAGAGAACAUGGGGCUUUCGAUGCUGUCAAAUGCACCCACUGGGCAGAAGGAGGUCGGGGGGCCUUAGCCCUGGCUCAGGCAGUCCAGCGAGCAUCACAGGCCCCCAGCAACUUCCGGCUCCUCUAUGACCUCAAGCUUCCAAUUAAGGAUAAAAUCAGGAUCAUCGCACAGAAGAUCUACGGGGCAGAUGACAUUGAAUUGCUCCCGGAAGCACAGAACAAAGCCGAAGUCUACACAAAGCAGGGCUUUGGGAAUCUACCCAUCUGCAUGGCCAAAACACACUUGUCUUUGUCUCACAACCCAGAGCUAAAAGGUGUGCCUACUGGCUUCGUUCUGCCUAUCCGUGACAUCCGUGCCAGCGUUGGUGCUGGUUUUCUGUACCCAUUAGUGGGAACGAUGAGCACAAUGCCUGGACUCCCUACCCGGCCCUGUUUUUAUGAUAUUGAUUUGGACCCUGAAACCGAACAAGUGAAUGGAUUGUUUUAAACAGAUCUUCUGUUCGCAAGAGGCCACUUUGUCUGGCCAGUGUCUGUGCAGGCCCACUGAGGAAGUGUGCAGAAGUCCUGGAAGUCAGCCCCGCCCCGAAGAGCUUCAGGAAUAGUGGGAGUUUCCCUAAAGCCUUUUACAGCCUUAAUUCACAUCAUCAUGUAUAAAUUAACAAAAAUCGUGUCUAUUUACCUAGAGAAAAUCCACAGAAUAAAUGGAAUAA
Chionomys nivalis (European snow vole) is the source of this 3156-nucleotide messenger RNA. It is a transcript of the gene Mthfd1, whose product is annotated as methylenetetrahydrofolate dehydrogenase, cyclohydrolase and formyltetrahydrofolate synthetase 1. Gene Ontology annotation, biological process: tetrahydrofolate interconversion. Gene Ontology annotation, molecular function: ATP binding; methenyltetrahydrofolate cyclohydrolase activity; methylenetetrahydrofolate dehydrogenase (NADP+) activity. NCBI's taxonomy places the organism in Eukaryota, Metazoa, Chordata, Mammalia, Rodentia, Cricetidae. The record is from RefSeq and is a predicted model, not a curated record. Gene Ontology annotation, cellular component: cytosol. The coding region runs from base 126 to 2933 and encodes 935 amino acids. The transcript has 28 exons.